UGCAAUCAUUGUUGAAAGUACGUGGACAUAUAUAUGUAUAGUAAGUAGUAUAAUGCUAACUGAAGUGAUAUUAUUUGUUAAUUGGAAUUAAUCUUCCCAUUGGAUCCAUUACAAUGUACCACCAACACACAUUUAGCUCAGAUUUUACUUCGCCGCCCACACGUGCCGGUUUUGUCAAGCAUGUGAUUAACUCUUGCCCUCUUGAUCCAAAACGAAUGACUUUACUCAUGGAGAGCGAAUCACAUGCGCCAUUUAAAUCAUCCAGCUGUCGACCGCGGAAGAAUUUUUCACCACGGUCCACAGCGGCUGUAUGAGCUGAAGAUGGCGGACGAGGACAAUAUUCUUGUUGGAGCCUGUUCUAGCACUCCAGAUAUGGACGAACCAGCCUCUAAAAGACCGAAAAUAAGCAUGGCAAUUGAAUGUGGGCUUAAAAUCGUUCAGACAGAACAAGUGAUUUGCGGAGCAGAGGCUGGUGAGCGUUGGGCGGAGGUGGCUCUUGCGCGUCCAGAGGAGAGGGGGGUUGAGCCGGUGAUGGCGGUAGAGCAGGCCCCAGCAGCAUUACAAGGCGCAGACAAUGGGCAAAUGGUCCUGGACCCUCACGGAAGAGUCGUAAAAGUGGACAAAACAUCAGUAGAUGGACUAGCUGAGGAGCAAGCAGAACCUCUUGGUCAAGACGGGGCUCUUUUUCCCAACGGGCAUGCUACCUCCGACUGUGCCAACGAGGAUGAUGACAGGUCCUCCCAUGCAAGCUCCAGUGAUUGGACCCCGCAACCUCAAAUAGGGUCCUACAGUUUUAUUCAGCAACACAUCAUGAGAGAAACUGAUCCAAGAACCAUUCUCAAAGACCUGCUUCCUGAGACCGUGCUUCCUCCCGACCUGGAUGACAUGACUCUAUGGCAAAUCAUCAUCAACAUCUCAGAACCUCCUAAAAGAAAGAAGCGCAAAGAUAUUAACACACUGGAGGACGUGGUCAGGUUACUUCAUGAAAGCAAAAAGAUCCUAGUGCUUACUGGAGCUGGGGUGUCUGUUUCAUGUGGUAUACCAGACUUCCGGUCAAGGGAUGGUAUUUAUGCAAGACUUGCCGUUGACUUCCCUGAUCUUCCAGACCCUCAAGCAAUGUUUGAUAUAGAGUACUUUAGAAGAGACCCAAGACCUUUCUUUAAGUUUGCCAAGGAGAUCUACCCAGGACAGUUCCAGCCAUCACCCUGUCACAAGUUUAUAUCUAUGCUGGAUAAGCAGGGGAAGCUUCUACGAAACUACACUCAGAACAUUGACACCCUGGAACAAGUGGCUGGUGUUCAAAGAAUUAUUCAGUGUCAUGGGUCUUUUGCAACAGCAUCCUGUCUAGUUUGUAAACACAAAGUUGAUUGUGAGGCCGUAAGAGAAGACAUCUUUAAUCAGGUUGUCCCUCAUUGUCCACGGUGUCCUGACAUCCCUCUGGCAAUCAUGAAACCUGAUAUUGUCUUCUUUGGAGAGAAUCUUCCAGAGUUCUUUCACAGAGCAAUGAAGCAAGACAAAGAUGAAGUAGAUCUCCUUAUUGUGAUAGGGUCCUCACUUAAAGUGCGACCUGUUGCACUCAUCCCAAACUCCAUUCCUCAUGAAGUGCCUCAAAUCCUGAUCAAUAGGGAGCAGCUGCCUCACCUCAACUUCGAUGUGGAGCUUCUCGGCGACUGUGAUGUCAUCAUCAAUGAGCUCUGUCACCGACUAGCAGGAGACUUUGAACAACUGCGCUACAACACCUUAAGACUCAAUGAGAUUACGGAGAAACCCCCUCGAUUACCCACCUCCACAGAGCAACCACUUUGUGAGGCCUUGCCUUCUACACACAGUGAGCAGAUAGAGGAACAGAAGCAACCAAAUACAGAAGUCAAGUCCUCAGAAGACAGUGGAACACAUAGUGGCAAAGACGUUCUUGAACUAUCACCAGGAGUAUCACCAGGACCCUGUCCAAAAGCCCAGAGUCUUAAGGCUGACACGCUAGGCAGGUCAGAGUCACAGACAGUAGAUCCACAACCAGAAGAAGUGGAACAACAAGAGGGACUAAAUGACCAAAACCUUAACCGUGAAAUUCACAGACGAUGCUGGAUGAGUCGAGUCAGUCGCAGUCCAAUCAGCAAGCGCCUUGAGAAAAGUCAAUAUUUAUUUCAAGCACCAAAUCACUACAUCUUCCACGGGGCUGAAGUGUGCUCCGACUCUGAAGAUGAGACAUCUAGUUCCUGUGGAAGUGAUAGUGAGGAUUCCUGCUGCAGUGCUGAUGGGAUGGAGGAUGAGGACGAGGACGAGGAUGAGGAUGAGGACAGUGAGGCUGAGGAGCCAAGUAUGCCAGCAGUGGAGGGAGAGGGCUGCCACAGAGACACACUGCCACACAAGCAAGCCAAUAAGGACACCUUAAGCGUGCAGACAAACAGUACAGCUGAAAACGUUAAGAGCACCACAAACCUUUAAAAUGGAAAUACCAUGUCCACAAAGCACUAAUUGUCUUUUUAUAUGUUUUGUAUGCUUUUUGAACCCCCAUCCCUCCUUUUCAUUUUUCAUAAAGAUGAAAUUGAGUGACAACACUCCCCAUGGGCAGAAAGUAAUUGCUUGGAUAAAUUCUGUUGUCUCCUGAUGGUUUGAUUGGUAAAGGUCCUUGUUUUACCAGGAAAUGAGUUCAAGUUCAACUCCAUGAGCCUGGCCAAUUCAUGUUAAGAACGGCAACCAAAACCAAAGAACACCAUCUAUACAGAAAGAACAUUAUUCUCUUAAAUAAUCUGACUGUCUUUCAGUCACUUAAACACAUAAUUGUAAAAAAUAUAUUUAACAGUGGCAUUGUUUUCUUUAUGAUAUUGGCAGCUACUUUUUACAGUAAUGUCUUGUUUUUUUUUAUACUUUGUAACCUGUGGGACAUAUUCACUGAGGAGUAAGUGAGGGUUUUCUAAAUCAAAAUAAGCCUUAGAACUAUACUGAUGAAUUUAUUGUGUAAGAAAUGGCACCUUUUUCUUUUCACACCCCUAGACUGCAUGGCAGAGUUUAGUUCUCAUUAACUUUCUAGGGAGUUGGGUGUGACUGAUCUAAGAUUAUUUACCAUCCACCACAUUGAGAGGAGUUUUCAGGCCCUAGUAUCUUAAGCGUAAUACGAUUUAGAACUCAUCUCUGUGUUUUAGGGUGAGCUAAAUUUAGUGUUUUAAUCAUUUACAUCAGAACACAUUUAAAUGACAUUAUAAGUGAUCUUUGUCUGUGUUGUAAUGGAAUUAGAGACGACUACUUUCUGGUGUGUGUGUGUGUCUCAAAGUCUAUUUGUAAGUAAAAUUAUGUAAUUG
This is a messenger RNA of Hypomesus transpacificus, 3299 nucleotides long. It is a transcript of the gene sirt1, whose product is annotated as sirtuin 1. The record is from RefSeq and is a predicted model, not a curated record. Lineage: Eukaryota; Metazoa; Chordata; Actinopteri; Osmeriformes; Osmeridae. The coding region runs from base 244 to 2445 and encodes 733 amino acids. Gene Ontology annotation, molecular function: NAD+ binding. The transcript has 9 exons.